GAUGUCCCAGAGUCAACAACCAGCAAGCAGCCGGAGAGGGGAAGGAGAAGCCGGAGAGGGAAAGAAUACGGCGCCCCCUCUCUCCCUCCCCUCCCCUCCUACUUGAGUCCUUCUGCGCACUUCGCUUCCAAGUCUCCGCGCAGCCAGGAGCCACCGUUGCCUCCGCAGCCCCCGGAGCCCAGCACAGCGAGCACUGCCGCCCGGGCCCCCCGUGGGGCCAGGGCCCCCAAGGCAAGGGACCGGCAUGGAGCACCUGGGUCCUCCACACCACCUCCACCCCGGCCACGCGGAGCCCAUCAGCUUCGGCAUCGACCAGAUCCUCAACAGCCCGGACCAGAGCGGUUGCAUGGGGCCCGCUUCACGCCUGCAGGACGCGGAAUACGGUCUUGGUUGUUUGGUCGGAGGCGCCUACACUUACGGCGGCGGGGGCUCCUCCGGUGGAGCAGGGGCCGGGGGCGCGGGGGCCUACGGUGGCGGCGCCAGCGGCCCUGGCGGCUCCGGCGGCCCAGCGGGCGGCAGUGGCGGUGGCGCCUGCAGCAUGGGCCCGCUGGCCGGCUCCUACAACGUGAACAUGGCCUUGGCGGGCGGCCCCGGUCCAGGUGGCGGCGGCAGUGGCGGGGGCGGCGGCGGGGGCGGCGGUGGGGCGCUGAGCGCAGCAGGAGUGAUCCGGGUGCCGGCUCACAGGCCGCUAGCGGGAGCCGUGGCCCACCCCCAGCCCCUGGCCACCGGUUUGCCUACCGUGCCCUCUGUGCCUGCCGUGCCAGGCGUCAACAACCUCACCGGCCUCACCUUCCCCUGGAUGGAGAGUAACCGCAGAUACACCAAGGACAGGUUCACAGGUCACCCCUAUCAGAACCGGACACCCCCCAAGAAGAAGAAGCCGCGCACGUCUUUCACGCGCCUGCAGAUCUGCGAGCUGGAGAAGCGCUUCCACCGCCAGAAGUACCUGGCCUCCGCCGAGCGCGCCGCCCUGGCCAAGGCACUUAAAAUGACCGACGCGCAGGUCAAAACCUGGUUUCAGAACCGGAGGACGAAGUGGAGGCGACAGACCGCCGAGGAACGCGAGGCUGAGAGGCAGCAGGCGAACCGCAUCCUCCUGCAGCUGCAGCAGGAGGCCUUCCAGAAGAGCCUGGCGCAGCCGCUGCCUGCCGACCCCCUGUGUGUGCACAACUCGUCACUCUUCGCCCUGCAGAACCUGCAGCCGUGGUCUGAUGACUCCACCAAGAUCACCAGCGUCACGUCUGUGGCGUCGGCCUGCGAGUGA
Molecule: messenger RNA, 1264 nt
Organism: Ochotona princeps (American pika)
Lineage: Eukaryota; Metazoa; Chordata; Mammalia; Lagomorpha; Ochotonidae
Gene: TLX1
Product: T cell leukemia homeobox 1
Exons: 3
Coding region: 245-1264 (339 amino acids)
Biological process (GO): regulation of transcription by RNA polymerase II; animal organ development
Cellular component (GO): nucleus
Molecular function (GO): RNA polymerase II cis-regulatory region sequence-specific DNA binding; DNA-binding transcription factor activity, RNA polymerase II-specific
Source: RefSeq, a predicted model, not a curated record